This is a messenger RNA of Sorex fumeus (smoky shrew), 4331 nucleotides long. It is a transcript of the gene MPP7, whose product is annotated as MAGUK p55 scaffold protein 7. The coding region runs from base 249 to 2042 and encodes 597 amino acids. Gene Ontology annotation, molecular function: protein binding. Lineage: Eukaryota; Metazoa; Chordata; Mammalia; Eulipotyphla; Soricidae. Gene Ontology annotation, cellular component: plasma membrane; cell-cell junction. The transcript is spliced from 19 exons. The record is from RefSeq and is a predicted model, not a curated record. Gene Ontology annotation, biological process: protein localization to adherens junction.
GGCUCCCGAUUGUCCUUAGCGGCAAUCUUCUCCCCCCGCCCCACGCUGCCUCCUUCCUUCGGGGCCCGGGAUUGCUGGGGGCCGGAGCGAGAGCGUCUCCCGGGGACCACGCUGGCCCGGAGCAGAAGCGGCCCGUGCGACUUAUAAAUCUCCGUAGGCAGCGCGGCAGCUGACCCUUGAGCGGGCAGUUCCCUGCGGCUGCCCGGGCCGGUGUUUGGAGAGUGGCGUCCCCGCCUGCAGCCCGCACCAUGCCAGCUUUGUCAACCGGAUCGGGGAGCGACACAGGUCUGUAUGAGCUCUUGGCUGCUCUGCCAGCCCAGCUGCAGCCACAUGUGGACAGCCAGGAAGACCUGACCUUCCUCUGGGAGAUGUUUGGCGAAAAAAGCCUGCAUUCACUGGUGAAGAUUCAUGAAAAACUGCACUACUAUGAGAAGCAGAACCCCGUGCCUUUCCUCCACGGUGCUGUGGCCCUGGCCGAUGACCUGGCCGAAGAACUUCAGAGCAAGCCAUCAAACAGUGAGAUCAGAGAGCUGUUGAAACUUCUCUCAAAACCCAACGUGAAGGCUUUACUUUCUGUACAUGAUUCUGUGGCUCAGAAGAAUUACGGUCCAGUGUUGCCUCCUAUGCCCGAUGAUAUUGAUGAGGAGGAAGACUCAGUGAAAAUCAUCCGCCUGGUCAAAAACAGAGAACCGCUGGGAGCUACUAUUAAGAAAGACGAGCAGACAGGGGCCAUCAUUGUGGCACGGAUCAUGCGAGGAGGCGCUGCCGAUAGAAGUGGGCUUAUUCAUGUUGGCGAUGAACUUAGAGAAGUGAAUGGCAUACCAGUCGAGGAUAAAAGGCCGGAGGAAAUCAUUCAGAUUUUGGCUCAGUCUCAGGGAGCCAUUACAUUUAAGAUUAUACCCAGCAUCAAAGAGGAGACACCAUCUAAAGAAGGCAAGAUGUUUAUCAAAGCCCUCUUUGACUAUGACCCGAAUGAGGAUAAAGCCAUUCCAUGUAAGGAAGCCGGGCUUUCCUUCAAAAGGGGAGAUAUUCUUCAGAUUAUGAGCCAAGAUGAUGCAACCUGGUGGCAAGCAAAGCAUGAAGGCGAUGCCAACCCCCGCGCAGGCCUGAUCCCCUCCAAGCACUUCCAGGAAAGGAGAUUGGCACUGAGAAGGCCAGAAAUAUUAAUUCAACCUCUGAAAGUUUCCAACAGGAAAUCAUAUGCUGACUCUGCUGGUAACAACAGUGGAACCUAUAUAGCAAUAGAUGCUGUUUGUGCCACAGCUGGUUUCAGGAGAAGCUUCCGUCUUAGUAGGAAAGAUAAGAAAACAAAUAAAUCUAUGUAUGAAUGCAAGAAGAGUGACCAGUACGAUACUGCUGAUGUACCCACCUAUGAAGAAGUGACACCCUAUCGGCGACAAACUAAUGACAAGUACAGACUUGUGGUCUUGGUUGGUCCCGUGGGAGUAGGUUUGAAUGAACUGAAACGGAAGCUGCUCAUCAGUGAUACCCAACACUAUGGUGUGACAGUGCCUCAUACAACCAGAGCAAGACGAAGCCAGGAGAGUGAUGGUGUUGAAUAUAUUUUCAUUUCCAAGCAUUUGUUUGAGACAGAUGUACAAAAUAACAAGUUUAUUGAAUAUGGUGAAUAUAAGAACAACUAUUAUGGCACUAGUAUAGACUCAGUGCGGUCUGUGAUAGCUAAAAAUAAAGUGUGUUUGUUGGAUGUUCAACCCCAUACCGUGAAGCAUUUACGGACACUGGAAUUUAAGCCCUAUGUGAUAUUUAUCAAGCCCCCCUCAAUAGAGCGUUUGAGAGUAACGAGGAAAAAUGCAAAGAUUAUUUCAAGCAGAGAUGACCACACGGCUGCAAAGCCCUUUACCGAAGAAGACUUUCAAGAAAUGAUUAAAUCUGCACAGAUCAUGGAAAGUCAAUAUGGUCAUCUUUUUGACAAAACUAUAGUCAAUGAUGAUCUUACUGUGGCAUUCAACGAGUUAAAAACAACUUUUGAUAAACUAGAGACAGACGCUCACUGGGUCCCAGUGAGCUGGCUACAUUCCUAGUCACAGGGAAUUUCCGAAACUCCCCUUUCCAUAGAGUGCAUGAUUGACUCCAUGACCUAACUGGUGGUAGGGUUUUUAAAAUCUGUAUCACUGUCCUAGGUGUGCAAUCUUGGUUAAAUUUCAAUGUUGGUUUUGGUAUCUUUUUUGAAAAUAGCCUUAUUUCAAACACAGUGUUGAGUGUAACCAAAAAUCAGAGUGUGCUUGGUCCUGUCUGAGCAAAACACUGAAUCUUCUGGUUGUUUAUCACUAAGUUAAGGUUGAGUGUUUUAAAGAAAGUUAAAAGAAUGGUAGAGUUCAAUCCUCAGGUUUUAGCUAUGCCCCAUUGUCUUGCAGUUUGCACGUUGCCGGUUGAAGGUAUUAAUUUAGCAGCCUUGAGCGUCUCUGCUAGGAGUGAAAUAGCUUUGCUAUUUUUCUGGAUGGAUUCAUCUGCUGGCAGUAGGGAGCAGUUCUCUCUCUUUUCAAAAAGUGCAACCUUUUUCUUUGCACAGUGUGUGUAUUUAAAGAUCUUCCAUGAAUUGUGAAAAUUGGCCUUAGAGAAGGAGUCUUCAUGUUAGGCCUUAGGAAUGAAUACAUAUUAGUAACAAGUUGAGGGAAGAUAAACUUUUUAAAAAUUGUAUCACACCCAUAAUCUUUCCUGAAGUGUCAGUCUGAGAAUGAUGACAUAUUGGGAGAAGUAAUGAUUACAGGGAGCCUUUACAUUAAUAAACCCUCACCUGACACUUCUGGUGUCACCAAGAAUGUUAUUUUUAAGCUGACUUUGGAUUGUUCCCAUAAAUUAUAACAAUGUGAUUCUUAUUCUAAGAGUUACUAAUACAGAAAAAGAAAAUGGGAUCAUUUUUCAAAUAUGUAUAAAUUGAUCAUAUAUAAAUUAUACUAAGGUGUAUUUUAGAAAACUUUUCAUAUACUGUUAACUUAUUUGUUCACCAUCAGAACAAUUCUUAAAACUGGCCAGAUGCUGUUCUAAUCUUGCCAUUUUAAAAGACUCACUGUAAAUAUUUCAAGAGAAUCUCUUUAUUUCUCUUUGAUACUACUGAUCUUUUAGUAAGUAAAUUAUAUUGCUAGAAAUGUCCAUAAUUGUAUAUGUCCUGCCAUUCUUGCAUGCACUCAAACCUUACCAAUCAAAAAUAUUUUUUUGAUUUGUAGAGUUAUGUGAUGUUUUAAAAAAAUAGAAUAGAGUGAAAUUUUAUAUAUUUAUGAAACACAUGAAAGACAUAUUUUUUUAAUUAUCAAAUGGGCCUAUUCUUAAAAUAGAUUAUAUGUAAAACUGCCACCAUUUCAAAAUGGCAGUUUUAUAACAAGUCAGGGUCAACAUUCCAUGUAAAUAUUUGACCUUUACUCAUGCACAGAGAAAUGAACACAUGUAUUACAUGUGCAUUUAAAAUAAUUAGUCCAUCACUGGAUUUCCUUAUCAGAAACAGAUAAAAACUACUCCAGUGGCCAUGAUACAGCAGAAUAAUCAGGCUCAACAUUACUUAAUAUAAUUAAACAAAUUCUAAGUCUAUUAACUAAAUAUACUUAUCAAGUCUGAUAGUUAUUUGGCUAAUCUAAGAAAAUACAUUCUUAAUGGAUAAUUGAGGCAGAAUAUUCUCUUUGAAAACUGACUGAAAUUUAUCACAGAUCAGAACUCCAUAUAUAAAAAAAAGUAAUGGGGAAAUGUAUAUAAUUUAGGUAUUCCAAAUUUUUUAAUAGUUGCAUCAGUUCUCCACCGUGGUGAUAGAAACAGUAUAAAGUGGGGAGGUAGGAUUGCUAUAAACAGAGUUGUUACCUAGAACAUUCUUCCCUUUUAAGCUAUUUUUUUAAAAAUAUUGCUCAGCUCUAGCGCAAAGGAAACACUUGGAACAUCUUUUUAAGAGGUAGAAUAGUAGAAUCUAAUAUGACCAUUUUGAUGCUUAGACAAAUUUGAUUAAAAUUCAACAGUAAGUUCAACUCAAAGAGCCCUUGUAUUAGUGUUUUCUUCACUCUCAACUUCCUGCUUUGAAGCUGACAUUUCUGGUAUUGUAUAAUUGAAUGUAUCUAAAUUAUAGUAAUUUUAAAUUGACAAAGCAUGUAAAAAUUUUUACAAAACUUCUGACCAGCUUACUGAAGGUAUAGAUUUUUGUUAUCUUUCUGACUGUCAGGGACUUGAGCUACAAUAGAGAACCUUUGCUCUUAAUAAAGAAUCUUCAAAUUAUAUCCUGAAAAUGGUUUUUGCACUUGUACGUUUUCUGUGGUAGAACAAUUCUAUUUUCUAAUGCUAAGACAUACUGUAUUUUCUGUGUCUAGAAUUAAAUUUGAUAUUUAUUUCAAACA